Arabidopsis thaliana (thale cress) is the source of this 1388-nucleotide messenger RNA. RefSeq names its product RING/U-box superfamily protein. The record is from RefSeq and is marked reviewed. Lineage: Eukaryota; Viridiplantae; Streptophyta; Magnoliopsida; Brassicales; Brassicaceae. Gene Ontology annotation, cellular component: membrane. Bases 277 to 921 code for a protein of 214 amino acids. The transcript is spliced from 3 exons.
CAAAAGUCUUACCCACUCAUCGUUUUCUUUAAAUAAUCAAAUCCACUCGUCGUCGUAAGAUAUUUUCCUUUCGAAUAUUAAGAAAGAUGAGACGCGUGAUUAUUAAUUAAUAAAGAAACUUUCGGUCAGCGGAGAGAAGGUUCCUUUGCCUUUGGUCUCUUUUUCUAAUCGAUUGAUUAUAUCUUCAAAUAAAAAGGAGAAAAGAAAGGUUCCUUGUUUUUCCAGACAAAGAAAACACAAAUUCAUUCCCUCCUCCUCUUCAUCUCUUUUGCAGAUAUGGAUGGUUAUUAUUCUCUGUCUCCCAUCUCUGUCCUCCACCGGAUUAAAGAUUCCUUCCAUUUCGCCGUCUCUGCCCUUCUCGCCAACCUCUUCUCCGCUCUCUUCACCUUCUUCUUCGCUUUAGUGGGGACUUUGCUGGGAGCAUUGACAGGGGCUUUGAUCGGCCAAGAAACAGAGAGCGGUUUCAUCAGAGGAGCCGCCGUUGGUGCUAUCUCAGGCGCCGUCUUCUCCAUCGAAGUCUUUGAAUCUUCCCUCCUCCUUUGGCAAUCCGAUGAGUCUGGAAUUGGAUGCCUUCUCUACUUGAUUGAUGUCAUUGCUAGCCUUUUGAGCGGGAGGCUUGUUCGUGAGCGUAUCGGUCCUGCAAUGCUAAGUGCCGUCCAGAGUCAGGUACAACUACCAUUUCUUUUCUUUGAUGCAUCAUUCAUUAUCCUUCUCAACUUUUGUAUUAAUAAUAAACAGAUGGGAGCUGUGGAGUCCCAGUUCCAAGAUCAUACAGACAUCUUUGACACUGCCAUUUCAAAGGGUCUCACUGGGGACUCUCUCAACAGGAUCCCUAAGGUCCGAAUCACAGACACCUCUCCGGAGAUUGUCUCUUGCUCUGUCUGCCUUCAGGUUUGUCUCACUUCCCCCCUCUGCUUUUGAACAUCAUCUUCCGCGGAACGUAGAUUAGAAGAAACCAUUAUAUAUUGUUGCAAAAGGUUGAGAGAGGUUCUAGAUGUUUCUAUUAGGUGACAAGUGGUUGAAAGACAAAAUUAAUUAAAAUUGAGGUGACGAAACAGGACUUUCAGGUGGGAGAGACAGUUAGAAGUUUGCCGCACUGCCAUCAUAUGUUCCACCUACCAUGCAUCGACAAAUGGCUUCGCAGGCAUGCUUCUUGUCCCUUGUGCAGAAGACAUCUUUGAAUUGAUUUUGAACUCUUCUUUCUUCUCUUCUUUGUACAUGAGGUAUAGGCAUACACACACACACAUAUAUACACACUAGUAGUCUUCCUUGAUUUUUUUUAGAUUACACGUUACACAGAUUUUGAUGCACCAAUCAUUGUAACUUCACUCAUCUCUUGGAGAUCCUGUUUAUUUAUGCUACUUAUUCUUGGCUUCAUCAUUCAAAAA